Messenger RNA from Notothenia coriiceps (black rockcod), 738 nucleotides. The record is from RefSeq and is a predicted model, not a curated record. NCBI's taxonomy places the organism in Eukaryota, Metazoa, Chordata, Actinopteri, Perciformes, Nototheniidae.
AUGGGGCUGUUUGGGCCUCCUUCCCUGGGGCAGGACCUCGGGGCUCUGCUGGAGAGCGGGGCGAUGGAGCAAGAGUCCACUUCAGGCCCAGUGCGUGUUUAUGUACACAUCCUCCAGUUCAAGGUGGAGCGGCAGGCAGCCAUUAGCAUGAUGUCGAUGGAGGAAGUGUUUGUGUGUUGGAGCCUGCUGGUUUCACUCAGAGAAAGAAUGCUUGAGGUGUUGAAGAGCAUGCAGGAUCUUAAGAUCAAACCUGAUAACGACACUUUAUCCAAAUACGUCUUCCCCGCCUUCGCCAACAUUGAAGAAGCGCGACAUAUCCUCAAGGAUGCAGGCAUCUCUUUGGAAUCAGAGGGCUUCUUUACUUUAAAGGUCCGCUCACUGGCUGCUACCAACCUGGCCGAACUACACACCUUGCUGUCGGAUCCAUCCUGCCCGGCGACGGAACUCAUCGUUUUCCGUAUGAGCCUCGUCAACAACUUCAAAACGUUCUCUGAUAUGGAGAGCAUGGUGAAGAUUACUAAGCUCUUGUCCAAAGACCAGCGCUUCUCAAAAGAAGGCAAAACGGCUUCUGGUAAGUCUAUUAGCCCCGGCUGGACCGGGUUAGACCACCACCCCACGCUAAUCGACAUGGACAUGGUCAUUGUGUGGGACUGGGACUCAGGACAGCACAGUCCGGCUUUUGUUUUUGCCCGGACCUCAGAGCCCUGGACGCCCACACCCUGGCUAGCAGAAGCAUGA